Molecule: messenger RNA, 498 nt
Organism: Ascochyta rabiei
Lineage: Eukaryota; Fungi; Ascomycota; Dothideomycetes; Pleosporales; Didymellaceae
Product: E2 ubiquitin-conjugating enzyme
Exons: 2
Coding region: 1-498 (165 amino acids)
Cellular component (GO): cytosol; endoplasmic reticulum
Source: RefSeq, a predicted model, not a curated record
AUGGCCAACCCAGCUGCAAAACGCCUUUUCAAAGAAUACAAAGCGCUAUCGUCUGACCCACCGGAAGGCAUUACAGCCGGGCCCGUAACUGAAGAUGACAUGUUCCUUUGGGAGGCAUUAAUCCAAGGGCCCGAAGGCACACCAUUCGAAGGCGGCGUGUUCCCCGCCGAGUUGAAGUUCCCCAAAGACUACCCUCUCGCGCCGCCAAAGAUGAAGUUCUUGACAGACAUGUGGCAUCCCAACGUAUAUACGAAUGGCGAAGUCUGCAUAUCGAUUCUGCACCCCCCCGGUGACGACCCACACCAGUACGAGCAAGCGUCCGAGCGGUGGUCGCCCAUACAAAGCGUGGAAAAGAUAUUGAUCAGCGUGAUGAGCAUGCUGGCUGAACCAAAUGACGAGAGUCCGGCGAACAUAGAUGCGGCGAAGAUGUGGAGGCAGAAGAGGGAGGAGUAUGAGAAGGUUGUAAGGCAGAAUGUCAAGAAGAGCCUGGGUUUGUGA